CCAUCCCCGCAUACCUCUAUCCAUCCAUCCAUCCAUCCAUCCAUCCCCCAUACCUCUACCCAUCCACCCAUCCAUCCAUCCCGCAUACCUCUAUCCAUUCAUCCAUCCAUCCAUCCAUCCCCCCAUACCUCUACCCAUCCAUCCAUCACCCAUACCGCUAUCCAUCCAUCCAUCCCAUCCAUCCACCCCCCAUACCUCCAUCCAUCCAUCCAUCCCCGCAUACCUCUAUCCAUCCAUCCAUCCAUCCAUCCAUCCCCCAUACCUCUACCCAUCCUUCCCUCCAUCCAUCCCCCCAUACUUCUAUCCAUUCACCCAUCCAUCCAUCCCUCCCCCCAUACCUCUCUCCAUCCCCCCCUCUAUCCAACCAUUCAUCCAUCCACACCCCCAUACCUCUAUCCAUCCAUCCAUCCCUCCAUCCAUCCACCCCAUCCCUCCACUCCCCCAUACCUCUAUCCAUCAUCCAUCCAUCCCUCCAUCCACCCCCCAUACCUCCAUCCAUCCAUCCAUCCCCGCAUACCUCUAUCCAUCCAUCCAUCCCCCAUACCUCUACCCAUCCAUCCCUCCAUCCAUCCCCCCAUACUUCUAUCCAUCCAUCCAUCCCUCUAUCCAUCCCUCCAUCCCUCCAUACCUUUAUCCAUCCAUCCAUCCCCCAUACCUCUAUCCAUCCAUCCAUCCAUCCCCCAUACCUCUAUCCAUCCAUCCAUCCAUCCCCUCAUACUACUAUCCAUUCAUCCAUCCAUCCAUCCCUCCCCUCCAUACCUCUCUCCAUCCCCCCAUACCUCCAUCCAUGGUCCUGGCCCCCCUGCACCCCCGUCCCACCAAAGCUUGGCUGCAGCGGGACGGAAUCGGGUCGUGCAAGCACUGGCAUGUGUCAAGGAGCAUGGCUGGAGCGGGGCCCCGGCCCUGCAUUUUGGGAACAAGAAGCAGGAGGCAGCAAACUUGUGCAAAGCAGGAAAUUUCACGCCCACGCCCCCAAGGGUCUUCAAAGAUGCAGGGCUGCAAAGUCUGGUGGCUUGCGAGAUUGCCUUUGCAAAUUUUCACAAGUCGUGA
Molecule: messenger RNA, 1050 nt
Organism: Gopherus evgoodei (Goodes thornscrub tortoise)
Lineage: Eukaryota; Metazoa; Chordata; Testudines; Testudinidae
Product: splicing factor 3A subunit 2-like
Exons: 4
Source: RefSeq, a predicted model, not a curated record